This is a messenger RNA of Rotaria sordida, 636 nucleotides long. The record is from the annotation of a GenBank genome assembly. Lineage: Eukaryota; Metazoa; Rotifera; Eurotatoria; Philodinida; Philodinidae.
AUGUCGAUGAACGACGGUGAAGUACAUCUAUUACCUUUAAUUGAUAAUAAUGAUUUCGAUAAUUCGUCAAGUGAAUCAGAAGAUGAUGAUUCCAUCGAAGUCGUGUCAAAUGUGGAUGAAGAAGAGAACAAAAUUAUUGAUAUAACAAAAUAUUUAACAUUUAGCUCCGAUGAUGAAUCGGAAAUUGAUGAUAAUACUAAUGAUAUUAUAUUACUUGAUAAUCAUGUUGUUCAAUGCUGUAACACUAAUGAUCGUAUUCAAAGUUCUGUAUCUGAUGGUACAUGUUUAGAUUCUGGUUCUAAUGUAUCAGAUGAUGAUGUAAAUGAAAAUCACUUAUCCAAUGAAUGUACCACUAAUUCAACAUCAUAUUCAUUACCAGUUACAACUGACGUCAAUGGAUUUAAUAAUGAUACGAAAAAAACUUCGAAACGUAAACGUCGUCAGUGGUCGAUAGUUGAAAAGCUUAAUGCUAUUAAUACUUUCAAAUCUAAUGGAAAUACACAUCGAACUGCUAUUGAACAUGGCUGUACAACAGCUCAAUUACGAAAAUGGUUGAAGUGUGAAAAUGAAUUACUCAAUAUUGUAAAAAGUCGUAAACGACGCAGAUUAGGUGGUGCUGGGAAAAAGUUGAAAUAA